Messenger RNA from Merops nubicus (carmine bee-eater), 804 nucleotides. Its product is annotated as fibulin-2-like. Gene Ontology annotation, molecular function: calcium ion binding. The record is from RefSeq and is a predicted model, not a curated record. Lineage: Eukaryota; Metazoa; Chordata; Aves; Coraciiformes; Meropidae. The annotation marks the transcript as partial. The transcript has 2 exons.
AUAUUGACGAAUGUGCAAUAGGAACCCAUAACUGUUCGGCUGCAGAGACUUGCUAUAACAUCCAGGGCAGCUUCCGCUGCCUGUCCUUCGAGUGCCCAUCCAACUACAGAAAAGUAUCUGACAUGAGGUGUGAACGAAUCAGUUGUUUUAAUUACCUGGACUGCCAGAACACCCCAGUGCGCAUUACCUAUUACCAACUGAACUUCCAAACCAAUAUUGUGGUCCCAGCUCAUAUUUUCCGUAUUGGCCCAUCGCCUGCCUAUGCUGGAGACAACAUCAUCCUUACUAUCAACAAGGGAAAUGAAGAAAACUACUUCAGCACUCGAAGGCUGAACUCAUACACGGGCAUUGUCUAUCUUCAGCGACAAGUGAAAGAGCCUAAAGACUUUUUGUUAGAUGUUGAAAUGAAACUGUGGCGUCAGGGAACUUACACUACUUUCCUUGCCAAAAUUUACAUCUUCAUCACAGCUCAUGCAUACUGAAGCAUGUAUUGAUGUUGGAUUUUAUUGGUGCUAUGCUCUUUAACUCUUCUACCAAAGCUUAAUUCUGUUGAACUGGCAUUUAGUGUAUCUAGCCUUUAUAUUAUUUUUCUGUUGUUGCUUUAAACUUCUUCAUUGGUUGUGUAAAUUAAGUUAAUUUUUAUCUUUUUGUUUUGUUUUCUUCUCUUACGCAAUUCUUUACAUCAUCAUUUGGCAGUGAAUGAAGGAAGGGUUAGAAAGGCAGUACACUCAUUGUGCUAAAUGCUGGAACCUUUUCUUAGAACUUAUUUUUAGGUUUAGUCACAUCUGCAGGAUAUUGCACUAG